This is a messenger RNA of Ceraceosorus guamensis, 1374 nucleotides long. Its product is annotated as electron transfer flavo protein, alpha subunit. Gene Ontology annotation, cellular component: mitochondrion. The coding region runs from base 434 to 1249 and encodes 271 amino acids. The transcript is spliced from 4 exons. NCBI's taxonomy places the organism in Eukaryota, Fungi, Basidiomycota, Exobasidiomycetes, Ceraceosorales, Ceraceosoraceae. Gene Ontology annotation, molecular function: electron transfer activity; flavin adenine dinucleotide binding. The record is from RefSeq and is a predicted model, not a curated record.
CACAAGGAAGGCAACAUCAACCCUGCUAGUCUGGUCGCUCUCACGGCUGCAGGAAAGAUCGGCAAGGAGGUUCAUGGAAUUGUGGUGGGCAAGCAGGGAGAGACGGACGGUGUGGUUGAGAAGGCUACCAAGUGAGUGCCCAAUGCUCGCAUCUUCGGCGGCCGCUCUCGGCUUGGGAUCAGCGCUGGGAAUGCUACUGCAUGGCUUCAGCAGGGGAUCAGCGCUGGGAAUGCUACUGCAUGGCUUCAGCAGGAGCUCAGCCAGUCGGGUGGGGUGCGCACAGCAGAGACUUUGCGCGCAAGUUUGUCGAGCUGAGCGCAAAGUCCUGCCAACUUGGACAACUCGAUCGCUUCCAGCCGCGCAUGCACGAGGCAGCAGUGCUCUCGGACUGAGCCGGACGUAGUCGACAUCUCUGCUCACGCCCGCUUGCCCCAUGCACUCCUCAUCAACCAGGGUCAGCGGUCUGAGCAAGGUGCUUCACGCUAGCGGAGACAAGUACGCAUCCAGCCUGCCCGAGCCCCUCGCUCCUUUGCUCCAAGAGCUAGUCUCUUCCAAAGGCUACACCCAUCUCAUCGCAGGCCACACAGCAGUGGGCAGGGACGUGUUGCCACGCGCUGCAGCUCUGCUCGACUCGAGCCAAGUCAGCGACAUUGUCGCUGUUCACUCCGAGGACACGUUCGAGAGACCGAUUUAUGCCGGAAAUGCUAUUGCAAAGGUCAAGACUAGCGACAAGAUCAAGGUCAUUACUGUUCGCGGUACCGCUUUCGACAAGGCUGCGCUCGAGGGUGGUAGUGCUCAAGCUGAAGCAGUCGAUGCCAAAGAUGCCGAGUCUCCCACCACUUUCCUCGGCGAGAAGAUCAACCAGUCUUCGCGACCUGACCUCGCCACUGCCCCGCGCGUCGUCAGCGGUGGUCGCGCCUUGAAAUCUGCCGAGAACUUUGAGAAGUACAUUGAGCCCUUGGCCGACGCAUUGAACGCGGCUGUCGGAGCCUCUCGAGCAGCAGUAGAUGCAGGUUAUGCCGACAAUGCCCUACAAGUCGGACAGACCGGAAAGAUCAUCGCGCCAGAGCUCUACGUCGCUGUGGGAAUCAGCGGCGCGAUUCAACAUUUGGCCGGCAUGAAGGACAGCAAGACGAUCGUGGCCAUCAACAAGGAUGAGGAAGCUCCCAUCUUUCAAAUCGCUGAUCUCGGUCUCGUUGCAGACUUGUACAACGCCGUGCCCGAGCUCCUCGAGAAGGUCAAGAAGUGACGGUACUGCGAUGCGCAACUUGAUGAUCCGUGCAUUUGAGCCCGACCAAGACUUGCUCUCCAAGCAUAUAUGCUAUGUGGAAUAUAUAAACACACGCAAAUAAUCCGAGCGGACAUGAUAUUGUG